CUUCGCCCUUUCCACAUCUUUCUUUCCUCACAUCCUUCUUUCUUCACACCUUGCCAUUACCCUUGUCUCUAUCUCCUCCACCCGCUUCCCCUUUACAGCCUGGCCCCGUCCUAAGCUCGCCCUCCUUCCCUUCCUCUCUUCUCAACGCACUCGUCGGCGGCCGUCCUCGCUCUUCUCGCCACCGCCCUCUGCUCGCUCAGUUGCCCGACCAACCUGUCCGGACUCCCUUCCACCAUUCCACGCCUCCUCGUUCGCCCGCGUUUCCGCUUCCCCAUCAUGCCCUCGGACACCCUCCCACCAUCACCGGAACUCUUCUCGCGAUGGGGUGCCUUCCAGACUUGGUGGGGCAGGACCAACAAGGAACAGGCCCAGAUUGCAGAGGCUCGUCUGCUCUCCCGUCUCCAGUUCUUCUCCUUCAAGGGCGUCGCUUCCACUAGUGCCGACAACAGCUUAACCAUCGCCCGUGUUGGGCCCGUCCCACUCUCUGGCAAAAAUCGUCAAAUCAACACCCUGGUCAUCCAUCAAAACUCUAGUCCGUCCUCAGUCGACACCUCGGAUGCUGCUGUCGAGAGCAAAGACAAAGAAACUGAUGACCAGGGUCGAACACCCAUUGCCCAGACUCGUCUCGACAUGAAGACUGCGACAGAUGAAGAGUCCAUGGUCUCACCUCCUGCACCGGAUGAGCGGGCCAUUGUUGUUUGCCACGGAUACGGCGCCGGCCUUGGCUUCUUCUUCCGCAAUUACCUCAGUCUGAGCCAGAUCCCAAACUCGAAGAUAUAUGCCAUCGACUGGCUUGGCAUGGGUGGCAGCUCUAGGCCCGAUUUCAAGUUCAAGCACACGCCCAAGACGUCGAUCAAGGAGGUCGUCAAGGAUUCUGAAGACUUUUUCAUCGAGGGAUUAGAGGAGUGGCGCCAGAUCCAGCAGAUUGAAAAAAUGGUGCUUAUCGGCCACUCACUUGGCGGGUAUCUCUCGGCGGCCUAUGCACUUAAAUAUCCAGACCGGGUUGAGAAACUCAUUCUUGUUAGUCCUGUGGGUAUUCCGGAGAAUCCAGAGGCCCAAAGGACACCUCUCCCUGAACCACCAUCGCAAAACGAUGCAACCUCCGCUAACAGCGUUCAGCCAAAAUUACAGUCAGCACCUCAGAUAAAACUACAGCCACAGCCACCCCUUCCUCAACAAGACGCGACUGCUCCACCGACACGCUCAAGCUGGGUGCGCAGGUUGGCCAUGGGCGCUUGGGAGCGCAACAUCACCCCACAGUCGAUUAUGCGAUUCACAGGACCAUUUGGCCCUUCUCUUGUGGCCGCUUAUACUUCACGUCGGUUUGCAUAUCUUGAGGAAGACGAGCAACGGGACCUGAACAAUUACAUCUACCACAUCUCCUCCAAGAGUGGUAGCGGCGAAUAUGCACUGGCGACAAUCCUCGCCCCUGGUGCAUAUGCACGCUGGCCCCUCAUGGAUCGACUCAGAGAUCUUAAGAUGCCUACAGUCUUUUUAUAUGGUGAGAGCGAUUGGAUGGACUAUAGAGCGGCCGAGAAAGCAAGGCAAUCCAUGACUGUGCCGACCGUACUGAUGAGGAUUCCGAACGCUGGCCAUCAUCUCUAUCUUGACAACCCACCUGCCUUUGACAAGGCCAUAUUGCAGACAAUCACCCGGCCCUGGGAUCGUCCCAAUGGAGAUCGAACUGUCUAAAUUAGAAGUACAAUCGCUGUAUACAGCACAUACAUAGAUAAAAAAGCACGCGCUCGCUUUUACCCAACGA
This is a messenger RNA of Gamsiella multidivaricata, 1762 nucleotides long. RefSeq names its product Alpha/Beta hydrolase protein. The record is from RefSeq and is a predicted model, not a curated record. Lineage: Eukaryota; Fungi; Mortierellomycota; Mortierellomycetes; Mortierellales; Mortierellaceae. The transcript is spliced from 3 exons. Bases 277 to 1692 code for a protein of 471 amino acids.